Impatiens glandulifera is the source of this 1674-nucleotide messenger RNA. RefSeq names its product inner membrane protein PPF-1, chloroplastic. Gene Ontology annotation, molecular function: membrane insertase activity. Gene Ontology annotation, biological process: protein insertion into membrane; thylakoid membrane organization; protein localization to chloroplast. Gene Ontology annotation, cellular component: chloroplast thylakoid membrane. NCBI's taxonomy places the organism in Eukaryota, Viridiplantae, Streptophyta, Magnoliopsida, Ericales, Balsaminaceae. The record is from RefSeq and is a predicted model, not a curated record. Bases 127 to 1485 code for a protein of 452 amino acids. The transcript has 11 exons.
CCGCCAUUGAUAAGCCCACGAAUUCCUCAUCCUUUCAGUCUUUCUUUCUUCUACUCAAACUCUCAAAAACCAUGAGAAGAAGCUGAAAAAUUCAUCUUCAAAUCCACUUUCUCCAAAUCGAUUUCCAUGGCAAAAACUCUACUAUCCUCACCUUCUUUCUUAGGAACACCUCUUCCUUCCUUCUCUAAACAUGCCUUCCUUCAAUCCACUCAACGGAGAACCAGAUUCGUACAAACUACAGUUAAAUUCAGCUUAUUCGACCUUCCUCCAAUUCAAUCCUUAACUCACUCGCUUGAUCUCGCUGCAAUUGUUACUCGAACAGAGAGUAUUCUUUACACGUUAGCUGAUGCCGCUGUCGCUGUUGAUUCCGCUUCUGGUGGCGCUGUUUCAUCCGACGCUCCUCCUCAGAAGAGUGGUGGUUGGUUCGGUUUUAUUGCUGAAGGCAUGGAAGUUGUUCUUAAGGUACUAAAGGAUGGUCUUAGUGCAGUUCAUGUGCCUUAUGCAUAUGGUUUUGCAAUUAUUUUGUUGACGGUUCUAGUUAAAAUUGCCACUCUUCCAUUGACAAAGCAACAGGUUGAGUCAACAUUGGCAAUGCAAAAUCUUCAGCCAAAAAUUAAAGCUAUUCAAGAAAGAUAUAAAGGAAACCAGGAAAGGAUACAGCUUGAGACAUCACGUCUUUAUAAACAGGCAGGGGUCAACCCUUUGGCAGGAUGUUUACCAACCCUGGCAACAAUACCAGUAUGGAUAGGUUUAUAUCAAGCUCUUUCAAAUGUGGCAAAUGAGGGGUUGUUGACAGAAGGCUUUUUCUGGAUACCGUCACUGGGAGGUCCAACUUCAAUUGCUGCUCGACAGAGCGGAUCUGGAGUUUCUUGGCUUUUUCCAUUUGUGGAUGGUCAUCCUCCUUUGGGAUGGGGUGACACUACAGCCUACCUUGUUUUACCAGUACUCCUCGUUGCUUCUCAGUUUAUCUCGAUGGAGAUCAUGAAGCCGCCUCAGUCUGAUGACCCAUCCCAAAAGAACACACUUCUUGUUCUGAAGUUCCUUCCUUUCAUGAUUGGCUACUUUGCCUUGUCUGUUCCAUCAGGGUUAUCAAUUUACUGGUUCACAAACAAUCUCCUUAGUACUGCACAACAAGUUUGGUUACGGAAAUUGGGUGGUGCAAAGCCAGUUGUGAGUGAGAAUGCUACUGGUAUUAUUACUGCAGGACGUGCAAAACGAUCAGGUUCUCUGGCUUCAGAACCAGGUGAAAGAUUUAGGCAGAUGAAAGAAGAAGAGAAAAAGAAAAAGCUGAAUAAAGCAUUGCCGGUUGAACAAGUUCAAAACUUGGAGUCUGAAUCUGAUUCCGAAGAGGAUUAUGAUGACGAGAAUAAGGAUAAAGAUGAAGCAGUUCUCGACGAAGCGUAUGCUAGUAGUGGUAGCAAACAAGUUCCUAACUAUUCGGGUCCAAAGAGAAGUAAGAGAUCAAAGCGAAAGCGAGCAGUAUAAUAAUUUGUAUUUAAACUUCCUAUUUUUUUUUUCAACUAGCUGUGUAUGUUACAAGUUUUGAUUGUUUAAUAAAAACAGGUAGUGCCUAUCUAUUGCAUAUUAAUAGUGUUAUUGUUUAACAUUUUUCACCUUUUAAGUCAUUUAUCCUAGUCAAUUUUUAUUUGGUAAAUGUAGCCCAUUUCAACUGUA